UUAAAGUGAUAACGCUCUCCUUUCAAUGAGCCACGAUAGACUAAAUAGGAACUUGCACGGAUUCACGCCUUUAAUUUAUUCAUUAUAUGAAGUUAUAUUUUCACUAGUAGCUUCACAAACUGUGGUUUGUAUUUUCACACGUAAUUCUAGCGAGGAAAACAAGUUGCGAAUAGAUCGUGAAGUUUGUCUACAAGAGUUUUGAAUAAGGAAAUCGUUUUAGGCUAACGUCAUGUAGCAAGCUAAUCUCAUUUAUCCAUUCGUUAACUCAGCUAUCAUUUCACAGAGUGUUAUAACCCCUACAUAAAGGCAUGACCGAGUACAAACUUGUGGUGGUUGGGGCAGGAGGUGUGGGGAAGAGCGCUCUCACCAUCCAGCUCAUCCAGAACCACUUCGUAGAUGAAUAUGAUCCAACCAUCGAGGACUCGUACAGAAAACAGGUGGUGAUUGAUGGAGAGACUUGUCUGUUGGACAUCCUGGACACUGCAGGUCAGGAGGAGUACAGCGCCAUGAGGGACCAGUAUAUGAGGACAGGAGAAGGUUUCCUCUGUGUGUUUGCAAUCAACAACAUCAAGUCCUUUGAGGACGUUCACCUCUACAGAGAGCAGAUCAACAGGGUGAAGGACAGCGACAGUGUUCCCAUGGUGCUGGUGGGGAAUAAGAGCGACCUGGGUACCCGCGCGGUGGAGUCGCGGCAGGCGCAGGAGCUGGCACGAAGCUACGGAGUACCAUUUGUCGAGACUUCUGCCAAAACCAGACAGGGUGUGGAGGAAGCUUUCUAUUCACUGGUGCGGGAGAUUAGAAGAUAUAAGGAGACCAACCGCAGCAACAAGAAGAGCAAGAAGAACACUCAGAGACGUUGCGCAAUACUAUAGCAAACCACACAAACCAGCACAUCUCUUACAGCACUUGUUUCACGCUCACGCUCACACACACUGCACCCCCUCUGUCGUGUUGGAGAUGUCCAGCACAGCUCCAGACAGGGAAGCAGACAUGGCAAAAUCCAUUUUUUUUUAAUGCUGUCACAGUUUCCACUUACAGUAUUUGCCAUUUAUUCAUCCAAUGUGCAGUGUUCGUUUAACGCUGUGAAUUCAGUUUGUUUUGGUCAGUGACCAAACAACUAGAAACUGCAGUUUUAAAAUGACUUUUUUUUUUGGUUAAGGUCAGCAUUUGUGCAAACUUAAUUCCAGUCUGUGGUACAAAUAUUGGAUUUGACUGUAAAGAUGAUUACUUUUUUUCUUUUCUUUUUUAUACUAAUUCUAUUCUAAUUUUGUCUUGUUGCCAGUGUUUUUAAAGACUCUUUAGCUCCUGUUGACUUUUUUUUGGGUGGGGGCAGGUGUUCACAGUGGUGCGUCGCUGCACUUUGCACUGUCACAUCAGGUGAGGCAUUCAGUCCAAAUCCAAAAUUGUUCCAGGACUCAACACGUUAAAGGGAGGUGAAAGUUUUGCUUUAUAAACAUCUAACUUUACAAAGUCCCAUAGAAAAAGUGUCAUAUUUACUCGGGCACUGUUUACUUGUGAAAACGCUUUGCUUCCAGAUGAUUGGUUAAAACCUUUUUAAAGUUUG
Messenger RNA from Etheostoma spectabile (orangethroat darter), 1564 nucleotides. Its product is annotated as zgc:55558. NCBI's taxonomy places the organism in Eukaryota, Metazoa, Chordata, Actinopteri, Perciformes, Percidae. Gene Ontology annotation, molecular function: GTPase activity; GTP binding. The coding region runs from base 309 to 872 and encodes 187 amino acids. Gene Ontology annotation, biological process: signal transduction. The record is from RefSeq and is a predicted model, not a curated record. Gene Ontology annotation, cellular component: membrane. The transcript has 5 exons.